ACAAUAAAUGGCAUAUUGUGACAAAUGGCAAAACAAAACAAAUAACAACAACAAAUACAAAUAAUAAUAAUAACAAUAAAAGUUGUAAAAAAGACAUAUACAUUAAUAGUAAAACAACAACAAAGACUAUUAUACCCAAGCAAAAAACGUUAACACCCAAAAAAUUAGCGGUAAAUAAUCAUAAUAAUAACAAAAAUAAUCGUGUGGCAACACUGCAAACAAAACAAAAACACAAAGAGAAUAGCCAACAACAAUUACAAUUGAAGAAAACCACAAUAUGCUUAACGGCAGUUGGCAAUACCAAAGCAAUACAGCAGCAGCAACAACAAGCACGUAGACGGCGCUCGAAUCAACAAGAGAUACGUCAAAUUAAACGUGCUCACCGCCAUCUAUUGACGAGUGGAGGUUAUGAUAAACAACAGAAAACGCAACAACAACAAAAACAAACGAACUGUCAAAAUAACAGCUGCUCACCAACAUCAUCAUCGUCGUCUUCUUCUUCUUCGUCAACCUCCUCCUCUGCACUAAAGAAAACACAAAAAAAAUUAAAACUUAGCAGUGGCAAUAAUAAAAACUCUUUAGAAUUAAAUAAUAAUAAAAAUAAAAAAUUACAAAGUAAACAAAAGAAUAAAAAUUCAUCAUCAUCACCCUUAUCCUGCGUUAGUAAACAACAGCAACAACAAAAGAAAUUAAAAGGAAAAAAAUUUAAUGAUCAAGAGUCGAUAAUAUCAUCGCGUUGGUGUUCCAUAGAAGAACAACUAGAUUUAUUGGAUAAAUUAUUGUAUUAUUGUGAUGAAGAUGAGAAUGCAGCACUGAAAGAGUGGUACGAUUCUAUAAAUAAAGAAAACUAUUCUUCCGGUGGUGAAGCAGAAGAAGAACCCGACUCAUUAAGUGAUUGUGAUUGGAGUUGGAGUGACAUUAUGUCCUCCUCUUCCACAACAGCAGCAGUAGCAGCAACUCAAAAUGAGGAUGCUCAGUCUACCAUAAGCAACAGUAGCCUUACAUCAUCGGCCUCGUCGUGCAACUCAUCUCUGGUGCCGUCCUCUCUUAAACGACGUGGUCAUCAACAUCAUCCCCGCUUUUCGGGUACAAGACGACCCAAUGUACCGCCCAAUGUUCAGGAAAUCUUAGCAGCCUUAUACAAAAAAGAAGAAGAAACAGCAGAAUCAACACAAAAUGAUUCUAAUAGCAAUACACUGGAUACAGUUGCAAUGGACGAUUCCUAUACGCAUGAUUACAACGAUGAACCGGAAGAUGAUCCUAUAACAGCUCAACGUAUUAAAGCCUCAUUAAACUUGCCUUUAACCGAAUCGGUAACCACCUCUAUGGGUAGUAAUAGUCCCACGCCUACUGACGAUAGCAGUAUGCUGGACGAAGGAGUUAUAUCAGUAGCUCAAACACCUACCUCAGCUGCCAGUGGCCAGGCACCCAAAGAGAAAAAAUCCAAAUCAAAACGUGAUAAGUCUGAUAAAACAGAAUCAACAAACAAAGAACAAAAGAAAUCAAAAAAAUCCAAAAAAGAUAAAUCAAAACGUUCUUCCGCCUGUCUAGAGUCCACAGAGACUCUAAACGAUGCCGCCUCUGCUGCCACCGAUGAAGGCAUAGCCAUCGAUGAUGAUGAUGUGCAAUCGGCCGAAUGGGCUAAAUUGCGCUGUACUAGUGAGGCGGCCGAAAUUGUUGCUGAACGUGAGGCAAGACGUAAUAAAAAUCGUUGUGCUGAUUAUCCCGGUUUGGCUUUUGGUCGUUCGAUAUUUUCAUCGGAUACUAUGAUGAAAUUCAAUAUAAUACGCAAUGAACUACACAACAUCAUGAAUACACAAUUGAAAAGGGCUGAAUCUGAAGUUGCUGCUUUGAACCGUCGUAUUCAAUUGCUCGAAGAAGACUUGGAACGUUCAGAAGAACGUUUGGGUUCCGCCACAGCUAAGCUCUCUGAAGCUUCCCAAGCUGCUGAUGAAAGUGAACGUGCUCGCAAGAUCCUUGAGAACCGCGCCCUUGCCGAUGAAGAACGCAUGGACGCUCUUGAGAAUCAAUUGAAGGAAGCUCGUUUCCUUGCUGAGGAGGCUGACAAGAAAUACGAUGAGGUUGCCCGUAAAUUGGCCAUGGUUGAAGCUGAUUUGGAACGUGCUGAAGAACGUGCCGAACAAGGAGAAAACAAAAUUGUUGAACUUGAAGAAGAACUCCGCGUCGUUGGUAACAACUUGAAAUCCCUCGAAGUUUCUGAAGAAAAGGCUAACCAACGUGAAGAAGAAUACAAGAACCAAAUCAAGACCUUGAACACCCGUCUCAAGGAGGCUGAAGCUCGUGCUGAAUUCGCCGAACGUUCCGUUCAAAAAUUGCAAAAGGAAGUCGACAGGCUCGAAGAUGAAAUUAUAACGGAAAAAGAACAUUACGCCAUUAUAGGCGACAGUUUGGAUGCAACAUUUGUCGAAUUGAUGGGAAUGCCACCAUUCUAUACUGAUCGUAAUCCUAAACCACCAACACCAAAACUGCCAACACCAACAGCUGAAGAAGUGGCUGCUGCAGAAGCUGCUGCAGCUGAGGCUGUGGCAGCCGCGGAGGCUCAAGCUGCUGCCGAAGCAGCUGCAGCGGCUGGUGAGGGAGAUGCGGCGGCUACUGCAGAAGGAGCUGCUCCUGGCGCAGAGGGUGCACCAGCGGAAACUGCUGCACCACCACCCAAAGAACCAACUCCCCCACCACCACCUCCACCACCAUUUGAAUAUGCCAUUGAUUUACCACCAGAAGGUGCUGAAGUACCAUAUGUUAAGAAUUAUGAACCUGGUCAAGAGCCACCACCACCAGCUGAAGGUGCAGUCCCAGCCGAAGGAGCCCCUGCUGUUGAAGGUGCUCCUGCACCAGUCGAGGGAGCAGCACCUGCUGAGGGUGCUCCUGCAUCAGCCGAGGGAGCAGCACCAGCUGAAGGAGCACCUGCCCCAGCUCCAACUGAGGGUGCUGCUGCCUCAGCUCCAGCUGAAGGAGCGCCAGCACCAGCUGAAGGUGCUCCUGCCCCAGCACCUGCUGAAGCUGCUGCCCCCGCUCCACCAGCUGAAGGUGCAGCUCCUGCCCCAGCUGAAACUGCUCCACCUGCCGAAGCUCCACCAGCUUAAAAAGGCUGCCUUAAUUAUUAAUUAUUUUCAAACAAUCUCUUCACUCUCUUCAAAUGCUGUACAAUAAAGCUGUGAUUUUUUUGUUCUAAAUUA
Messenger RNA from Lucilia cuprina (Australian sheep blowfly), 3197 nucleotides. It is a transcript of the gene Tm1, whose product is annotated as tropomyosin-2. The coding region runs from base 921 to 3104 and encodes 727 amino acids. NCBI's taxonomy places the organism in Eukaryota, Metazoa, Arthropoda, Insecta, Diptera, Calliphoridae. Gene Ontology annotation, biological process: actin filament organization; muscle contraction. Gene Ontology annotation, molecular function: actin filament binding. The transcript is spliced from 8 exons. The record is from RefSeq and is a predicted model, not a curated record. Gene Ontology annotation, cellular component: actin filament.